UGGGACUCGGGGUUCCUGGAGUUAAUGUCCAACUGGGGGUCUGCAGAGACCGGAUCCGAGGUGCCGCCGCUGGACGGGACUCUAAGAUGAAGUUAUGGGAUGUCGUGGCUGUCUGCCUGGUGCUGCUCCACACUGCGUCCGCAUUCCCGCUGCCCGCCGGUAAGAGGCUUCCCGAGGCGCCCGCUGAAGACCGCUCCCUCGGCCGCCGCCGUGCGCCCUUCACGCAGAGCAGUGACUCAAAUAUGCCAGAGGAUUAUCCUGAUCAGUUUGAUGAUGUCAUGGAUUUUAUUCAAGCCACCAUUAAAAGACUGAAAAGGUCACCAGAUAAACAAAUGGCAGUGUUUCCUAGAAGAGAGCGGAAUCGACAAGCUGCAGCUGCUAACCUGGAGAAUUCCAGAGGGAAAGGCCGGAGAGGCCAGAGGGGCAGAAAUCGGGGUUGUGUCUUAACUUCAGUACAUUUAAAUGUCACUGACUUGGGCUUGGGCUACGAAACCAAGGAGGAACUGAUUUUUAGGUACUGCAGCGGCUCUUGCGAUGCGGCUGAGAAUAUGUACGACAAAAUAUUAAAAAACUUAUCCAAAAGUAGAAGGCUGGUGAGUGACAAAGUGGGGCAGGCAUGUUGCAGACCCAUCGCCUUUGACGAUGACCUGUCAUUUUUAGAUGAUAACCUGGUUUACCAUAUUCUAAGAAAGCAUUCCGCUAAAAGGUGUGGAUGUAUCUGACUCCGGCUCCAGAGACUGCUGUGUAUUGCAUUCCUGCUACAGUACAAAGUAAGGGACCAAGGUUCCCAGGA
Molecule: messenger RNA, 793 nt
Organism: Trichechus manatus latirostris (Florida manatee)
Lineage: Eukaryota; Metazoa; Chordata; Mammalia; Sirenia; Trichechidae
Gene: GDNF
Product: glial cell derived neurotrophic factor
Exons: 3
Coding region: 87-722 (211 amino acids)
Biological process (GO): peripheral nervous system development; positive regulation of branching involved in ureteric bud morphogenesis; negative regulation of neuron apoptotic process
Molecular function (GO): receptor tyrosine kinase binding; glial cell-derived neurotrophic factor receptor binding; growth factor activity
Source: RefSeq, a predicted model, not a curated record